Molecule: messenger RNA, 1044 nt
Organism: Spodoptera littoralis (African cotton leafworm)
Lineage: Eukaryota; Metazoa; Arthropoda; Insecta; Lepidoptera; Noctuidae
Source: the annotation of a GenBank genome assembly
AUGCACUUGCGUGCUCUACUCUCACUCGAACGGACAAGCACCGGCAUGAAGGGCCAACCGGUUUGGACCACAUCACCUCCCGGCGAGCCCUUGGUGCGGGCCCCAGUAGGCAAGCCAAGAUGUCCGCCUGCCAUAUCUCGCCUCCGUGUGGAGAAGGUGGAGGGCGGGUUAGCGGUUGCCGGCGUCGUGGUCGCAGCCAACUGUCAGAUAGUACUGCCUAUAUUCGGAUUUCUGUUCAUGCUCGUCGGAUGUGUACUAACAGCGGCUUCGUAUCGAGGUUGCGGUGAGAAUGAGGAGCCGGACCACUAUGCGGCCCGCAUCGCGUUCACCGGCAACUCGCGAGUGCUAGGCCCUGUCUGCAUAGUCGCCGGAGCUCUUAUGACCAUUGCUGGUAUCGUGUUGUGCAUGUUAAUGCGAGCUGCUCAGCGCCGGCAGCGUAGGCUGGCAUUCCACUGCCCCAUUCAUGGAGACUUCUACCCACUGAGCCCACAAAACAGCAGAAAAUAUUCUCGCACUCCGGCCGGAAUGUGGCGCUGGAUGCGCAGCUGGCUAGGGUUGGUGGAGGAGGGCGAGGCGGCGCGCUGCCCGCGCUCCGCGGAGCCAGCCUCACCAGCACGGGCUGAUGCUCCGUGCCCCCCUCCUUUACCUUUCUUGGUACCCUCGGACUCUGUUGUAGGUAUGGCUUCAGUACUGGGAGCUCCUCUCAGUCCGGAACAAACCUUCGGCUCCAUCAAAUCCCUCGCGAUAUCGAGGGAGGUCGCUAGUUUUCCGCUAUCGCGCUCGCCGACACCGCCACCAUUGAGUUGUCCACCUUUCAAAGAGGAGCCCAAGUGUCUGGAAGACAUACCGAACGCAGUGAUAAUACGACCGGACUUCGACUGCGGCUCGCCGACGUGCAAUUAUCGUGUCGUUGAGUGCAAAUUGACUACCACUGAGGAAAUACACCGCAGUGCCCCACACAAUACCAGUGUACAUAGCGCGGACAGUAAACAAAUGAGACCCAACACAGUUUCCAUAACGAUACCCGACGAGGGGAAAGGUUAA